Molecule: messenger RNA, 651 nt
Organism: Chelonus insularis
Lineage: Eukaryota; Metazoa; Arthropoda; Insecta; Hymenoptera; Braconidae
Product: microsomal glutathione S-transferase 1-like
Exons: 2
Coding region: 77-550 (157 amino acids)
Cellular component (GO): membrane
Source: RefSeq, a predicted model, not a curated record
UAGCUAGUUCAGUAUCAAUUUGAAGCUUGUAUAAACCCGAGUGUAUUGUAAUCAACUGACACAUCAUUUUACAACAAUGAUGAAUCUUGCUGACAUAUCUGCACAAAAUGCAGCUAACAUACGUAUUUUUGCAUGGUGGGGAUCUGUUAUGGUGUUAAAAAUUCUAGCGUGUGUAUUGAUAAUUGGUCGAUGGAGGUGGGGUAAAGGGAUUUUCAUAACUCCUGAAGAUGCACAGUUUGUUAAAAUGGCCAUCAUCCCAAAGGCAAAAGUAGUUCACGACGAUCCCGACGUUGAACGAUCUCGACGAGCUCAUUUAAAUGACUUGGAAAAUAUAUUACCUUGGGCAAUUUCAACCGCAUUAUGGUUAACAACUUCACCCGACACAGCAACCGUUGCUUUACUUAUCAAAGUAUUCAGUAUUGCUCGAAUCAUUCACACAAUUGUAUACGCAGUUAUUGUUGUUCCACAGCCAGCAAGAUUUUUAAGUUUCUUGAUUGCAUACUUAAUUAUUGUGUAUCAAUCUGCAGCUACUAUAUAUUAUUACUCAUAGUAAGAAAACCUGAAAAUUUAUUGUAAUAAUUAUAGUCAAGUGUUUUUAUAAAAUUUUGUACAAACAUAUUAUCAAUUUGAAAUAAAUUAAUUAUUCAAUUU